CCCCAGGCGAGCGAGGACGUACAAAGUUUGUCCGCUCCGGGGCACCGUAGUGGCCUUUCCUCUGGCCGGGCGGGCUGCGCUCGGCUGGGCCGGGCUCAGCCCGCAGGGAGACCCUGAUGGCUGCGGUGUUUCUGGUGACGCUUUAUGAGUACUCGCCGCUUUUCUACAUUGCGGUGGUCUUUACCUGCUUCGUCGUGACCACAGGCCUGGUCCUGGGAUGGUUUGGUUGGGAUGUUCCAGUAAUUCUGAGAAAUUCAGAAGAGACCCAGUUCAGCGCAAGAGUUUUCAAAAAGCAAAUGAGACAAGUCAAGAAUCCUUUUGGCUUAGAGAUCGCCAAUCCAUCCUCAGCUUCAAUCACAGCUGGCGUAACCUUGGCCACAGACUGCCUUGAAGACAGCCUCCUUACCUGCUACUGGGGCUGCGGUGUUCAGAAGCUGUACGAGGCCCUGCAGAAGCACGCUCGCUGCUUCAGGAUAGGCAGUCCCCGCGCACUGGAGGACGCUCUGUACAGGGAGUACCUGCACCAAGAGCAGCACUUUAUUAAGAAAAAUAGCAAAGAAGAAAUAUAUUGCCAAUUACCAAGAGACACCAAGAUUGAAGAUUUUGGUACAGUGCCCAGAUCUCGCUAUCCCCUGGUGGUGCUAUUGACCUUAGCCGAUGAGGAUGACCGAGAAACAUAUGAUAUUAUUUCCAUGGUGUCUGUAAUUCAUAUUCCUGAUAAGACUUAUAAACUUCCCUGCAGAAUAUUGUAUCAAUAUUUGCUCUUAGCUCAAGGUCAAUUUCAUGAUCUCAAGCAGCUUUUCAUGUCUGCAAAUAACAAUUCCACUCCCUCCAACAAUUCUUCUCCAGAAGAAAAUAACACAGACAGAAAUUUGUUGGAAAAGGCAGGACUGUCUGAAGGUGAAGUGGAGCCUCCUGAAGAGAAUGGCAGGGACUGUGUUGUCUGCCAGAACGGGGCGGUGAACUGGGUGUUCCUGCCGUGCAGACACGCCUGCCUGUGUGACGGCUGCGCCGGCUGCUUCCAGCAGUGUCCCAUGUGCAGGCAGUUUGUUCGGGAAUCUUUUGCACUUUGCAGUCAAAAAGAGCAAGACACAGACAAACUGAAAACUCCAUGAAGACAUUGUUACAACUGCGACAUACACUUUCUACUAAAGAUGCGGAAGUUUAUAUUCUUAGGAUUAAUUAUAACAUGGAAUCUACAAUCUUGACCAUCAGCAGAAAUUCUACUUCAAAUUGAUGUUUGUAUGGUGCAUGGAUGAUGAAAAUUAAUUAUUCCUUUCUGCUUAGUAUGGCAAGUACUGGAACACCGUCUGUGUUAAUACAUAAAGAUUUACUCCACUC
Molecule: messenger RNA, 1341 nt
Organism: Nycticebus coucang (slow loris)
Lineage: Eukaryota; Metazoa; Chordata; Mammalia; Primates; Lorisidae
Gene: CGRRF1
Product: cell growth regulator with ring finger domain 1
Exons: 6
Coding region: 117-1115 (332 amino acids)
Biological process (GO): negative regulation of cell growth
Source: RefSeq, a predicted model, not a curated record